Molecule: messenger RNA, 1113 nt
Organism: Venturia canescens
Lineage: Eukaryota; Metazoa; Arthropoda; Insecta; Hymenoptera; Ichneumonidae
Exons: 4
Coding region: 95-487 (130 amino acids)
Source: RefSeq, a predicted model, not a curated record
UUUUGCAUUUACUGCCUAUCGAGAAACGGUUUUUGGUCAUUCGUGCUCAGGAGUAUGUGAGGAUAGAAACAGCGUUUUAACAGUGGAUAAAAAAAUGUUUGGUCUCGUAUUUUUGAGCCUCGUUGCAUUUUCCUCCGGGAAACAACAAAGCAACAGCACCGUCGCGAAGGUAUCAGACAACCCGUACAUACAAAUGUCCACCAACGAGUCCGGGUAUCCAUCUCAAGUUGAAUUUUUGCAAGAAAUCAAUCCAGAAUCGCAGCUCAUGAGUCGCAUCAUUUUUCCCGACGAAGACAUUUCGAGGGUUUCGGAUGCUGACGACGCCCGUAAUUUGUGCGAUAUUUUGAACAUCCAAACGGACGAUCCGACAAUUUUGGCGUGGCAAAAUACGGUGAUGACUUAUUUGGGGCUCGAGGGAGAAUCGUGUCCGAUUGAGAAGCCAGUGAAAAAAACUACGAAAAAUUUUCUUUUCCAAUCUUCUCGUUAACUUUUUUUCGAUGACACUGCGGCGAUUCUUUCCCCAGGGAAUUCGACUGAUCGACCCCGCCAUUUUCCCGGAAUUACCGGGAGACGAUGGCUCGGAUUUUGGAAACACUUUUUUCACUAUAAGAAUCGAGCACGUCGAUCAGGCUCCGGACAGCGAUCCAAUACUAGAGUUUCAAGCUUAUUCAAACAUUCGCAAUGCAUCGAGUCCCCCGAGCCAAACGGACAUCGACAACGCGAGUUCGGUCGUAUCUUUAUCUUUGCUUUUACCGGGUUUGGUUAUCGGACUAUUUGUCACGAAAUUUCUCAAAUAAGUACGUAGAUUAGUUAUGGAGCGAAAGCACGUUGGGACAGCGAUCCUGCACGAACGUUUUUGGCAUUCGUACGCGUUGGUGAAACGUUUUUGGGUUGGGAGUUAUGACGACGGGAACGAGUUAUUUCGCUGUAGUAAUAAAAGUUGAUUAAAGCGUAACGACAUGGAAUUUUGUAAAUAACAACAAUAAAUUAUCGCUAAUUGGGCGAUAUGAAAUUCUGUUGAGCCGCUAGUUGAAAGUUGCCAACACGAAUUUCGGCGAAAAAAAAAUAGAUAAACCGCAUGUUUCAAUAAAAUCCAAUGAAUUUCGAUUAAAA